AUGACAGCUGUGCGCGGCAAACGCGACGGAGGAACCCGGGACACGCAAACGAGACCUGGCAGUCGACCCGAAUAUUAUUGUCGCGAGCUGGUGCACCACUCGGCAGUGUACUUUAUACCACGAGCGCACACACGUAUAGACCGACUCUGUUAUUUGUAUUCUCGUUUUCUUUCGUGCUUGAAAAUAGAGGUGGAGUUAUUGCACCAAUCGCAGGUCAAGGCUGCGGGCAAAAGAAGCCGAGGAAGCGGAAGUAACGACAAUAGUCGUAUAGCGAUUGAUUCCAAGGAUUUGGGACAAACGAAUUUUGUUCUUUGCGACGAUUUGUCCUUCCAUACAUUCGAGUGUGACAACGAUGGAUGAGAAUAAAAGGAUGCAUUUGGAUGCUGGAGACGGGCGAUGUCCUUUGUUGUUUGUAUUUUCUAUUGUAAAAAAUCAAGAUGUAGAUCAAUGAAAUCACGAUGAAGAAGUCAACUAUUGUUUUUUUAUGUUUUACAUCUAAUGAACAAGGCUAUUGUUUUUAUAUCAGAGUUAUGAGUUGAUAAAUAAAUCUUAAGUCUCCAUGA
Messenger RNA from Copidosoma floridanum, 563 nucleotides. RefSeq lists its product as uncharacterized. The record is from RefSeq and is a predicted model, not a curated record. NCBI's taxonomy places the organism in Eukaryota, Metazoa, Arthropoda, Insecta, Hymenoptera, Encyrtidae.